Messenger RNA from Drosophila kikkawai, 1200 nucleotides. Its product is annotated as sepiapterin reductase. Gene Ontology annotation, molecular function: sepiapterin reductase (NADP+) activity. The record is from RefSeq and is a predicted model, not a curated record. Gene Ontology annotation, biological process: tetrahydrobiopterin biosynthetic process. Lineage: Eukaryota; Metazoa; Arthropoda; Insecta; Diptera; Drosophilidae.
AACGACGAACUUCGCUCAACCUAUAUACGGAAAAAAACGCGAGUAUAUACAAAUAUAUAUAUACUUGGCCGGUCGCGAGAAAGCUUAUCAGUCGCAAGCCUAGUCCAGCUGGCAAAGCCCGCAAAAGUCUCCGCACAGUACAGUCCAACAGCUCCAAGUGAUCGCAAGUAAAACCCAAAUAAAGUCCAAACCAAGGCUUAACCAAUCUCAGAAUGGCAGCAAAAAGAAUGGAUUUAAGUAAACGCACUUUUUUGGUGCUGAGCGGCAGCUCGAAUCCUUUGGGUCAGUCCCUGGCCCUCGAGUUCUGCAAGCGCCUGGCUACCGACUCCAUGGCCCUGAUCCUGGACGAAGACGAGCAGCAGUUGAGCCGUCUGGAGGAGUACCUGCAGCGUGAACUGAAGCCGGAAACGGUGAAAGUGAGGAUGGGAAAACUGGAUGCCAGCCACUCGAAUGGCGCGGAUAUCAUGGAGCAGGCUUUGGAGGCGGCCAACGACCAGUUCGAGCGGACCAUUAUAAUCCAUAACGAGGGCGAGGCGGCCACCAAGGUGCUCCAGGAGCCUCAAACCACCCAAGACUGGAAGAGCUACGUCCAGCAGCAGCUGUAUGCUCCCGUGGCCCUCAGCCAACGAUGGCUGCAGUCGAAGACCUUGGAGAAAGUCGAGAAGCUGGCCGUUAAUGUGACCUCGUCGCUGAUGAUUCGUCCGCUGAUCCAUGUGGGACUGCUCUGCUCCUGCAAGCGGGCCAGGGACAUGUACUUCCGGGCCAUGGCUGCGGAGGAGUUGCGGUCCGGAGUCCAUGUGCUCAGCUUCACACCCGGACUGCUCUCCACCCACCAGACGCAGUGCGAUGUCAACGGCAACGAGAUCAAUCCCGAGGAGCUGGUCGCCUCCAAGCGACUGCUCCAGUUGCCCAGGGUCCAGCCACUGCAGGCCACCCUCAAGCUGAUUAACAUACUGGAGGAGAUCUCCUUCGUGUCCGGCCACGAAGUCGACUACUACGACACCUUUGUUUUAUGAGUAGCAUCGUGGCGGUGGGCUGCGUCCCUGCCGAACUUUAUUCUGAACCUGGCCAACGAUUUGGAUGCUUUUUUUGAUAUGAUUGCUCGUGAAACCCUACAAAAUAAACUCUGGCUGCUGACCCUGGUCCUGAUUCUAAAAGUGCUUCUCCCCAAAAAGGAUUCACACGAAAAGGAAAACGAAA